Macadamia integrifolia is the source of this 2443-nucleotide messenger RNA. RefSeq names its product abscisic acid receptor PYL4-like. Gene Ontology annotation, cellular component: nucleus; cytoplasm. NCBI's taxonomy places the organism in Eukaryota, Viridiplantae, Streptophyta, Magnoliopsida, Proteales, Proteaceae. The coding region runs from base 1539 to 2216 and encodes 225 amino acids. Gene Ontology annotation, molecular function: signaling receptor activity; abscisic acid binding; protein phosphatase inhibitor activity. The transcript has 2 exons. Gene Ontology annotation, biological process: abscisic acid-activated signaling pathway. The record is from RefSeq and is a predicted model, not a curated record.
UUAACGGAGGGAUAAGAAGUUACUCACUUUCUUGAUUUCAGGUUGAAGAGAGAGAAACAAGAGAAGUUUCUCAUAAACAGGGCUAAUUCCUUAACCGUGCUCUGAUGGGGAUCGAUAGAUCCUUUGAAGGCCUGGAACAGUCCUGCUGAAUGUCUUUCUAGGCAGUUCAAUGAAGAGGGCAGCGAUGGGGAUCAAUUGACUUCAGUAAUAAGAACACCUUUGCUGGCUGAUUCUGGUUUUAAUGCUUGGACAGGUCUGAAUUUCUUUAAUAGCAGCAAACAGAAAAUUAACAAAGAAGUAAAGUGAUUAGACAAAGAAGAAACAAGGGAAAGUGGGAGAGGAGGUGGCUAUCUCAGCCUGGGCUUCUCACCCACAACUAUCCCAGCUGCCCUAAGCAAAUAAUUGCAAUUCUUCUUUUCAAAUUUGAACCAUAUCUAUACAUAAGCUCCUCUAUUUAAAGAAGGCAGAAUUACAACCAUAGUAUGUCUAGGAGCUAAUAGGAGCUAGUUUCCAGAUAAGACUAGACACUCCUAUUAUAACUAGGACUAAAUCUAUAACUCCAACAUGAAGUAGAACUAAGUAGCUAAUGGUCCCUAUUGGACCUUACAAUUGAUGGGCCCACUAGGCCUUAUUAACUUAAACAAGUAAUUAAAUAAAAAGCAUGAAAUCGAUGGGCCCAAUGGGCCCGUAUUUCUGACUACUAACUUAGCUACUCAAGUGGACUUAGUAUGGAACUAAACAUGGAUCGAUAGGCCCUUCUUGGCUGGGCCUAUCUUCCUUAGAUAGAUCCUUCCAAAGUGUGGAUCUACAUCACCCAUUUUUCUUUCCUCAGGUAUCUUGUGGAAUGGUUGGGAUGGCAGCGUGGAUUUGCUUUCUCAUGUAUCAGUUUCUUUUUAUUCACAAUGGAAUCAACUGCACAUGCAUACAAAUAUUUCUUCACCUCACAUCCUCACCUUCCCACAGUACAUUUUGGGAAGCGGAGAAAUUAGAAAUGUUAUUGAAAUAGAUUGUGUACUUUUUGGACAGAAGAAACAAAACUAAUGCAAGAAACCUUGAUUAGGAUUAUGCACGUAAUUUUUCAGUACAACACACUAAUUGACAGAAGUAUGUCCCACUCCAAAAAGUCUAUAAAUUUUAUUAAAGAGGAAAUAUCACUCCCCUCCCCUGAACUAUGUUGAAAUAUCAACUUGACCCCACACUUUUCCAAAGAUAUCACUCACCUCCCCUGAAACAAAAAGAUUUUAUCUAACGUCCCCAACCAUUUGAAAUGGCUGUUAAGUCAGCCAGUUUUUUCUCUAAUGCCUAAACUACACUCCUAAACAUGAAAUACCUAUUAUACCCUUAAUGAAAUAAACCCCUCUUCCCCAUACCCUUUCUCUCUGAACUCUACUGAACCCUACCACCCAUCUUCUUCUCCGUCUUUGUUGAUCCAUUCCCGUUUGAGUUCGAUGGCGGUCGGCGAGUCUUUGAAUAAGGCUCAAUACUACCUACCCCCUUCCACUUCUCUGUCUUUGUUGAUCGGCCUUAAUUUUAUGUAAAUGCCCGCAACGCCUCCCAAAUCAGCCCUCCAAGUCCACAGAAUCAAUAACGCCAACAUGGCCUCUCACUGCCACAAGCAACCCCAAACCCCAACCAUCCCCACUGCCACAACCACCAACGCCACCCUCCACCGCCGUAUCAAAACUUGUUGUCCAGCCUCCGCACCAGAAACCGUCACAAAUCAUCACACCCAUCCAGUGGGGCCCAAUCAGUGUUCCUCUAUCGUUGUUCAAUACAUCGCCACCUCGGUAUCCAUCGUAUGGUCAGUGGUCUGCCGUUUCGAUAACCCACAAGCCUACAAACACUUCCUGAAAAGUUGCCACAUCAUCAAAGGGAACGAAGACGUGGGAACCCUAAGAGAAGUCCACGUGGUAUCUGGGCUUCCCGCCACCACCAACACCAAACGGCUUGAGAUCCUCGACAAUGAACGUCACAUCAUCAGUUUCAAAGUCGUGGGUAGUGAUCAUCGGUUAGCAAAUUACAGAUCUGUGAUGACUUUACACCCUUCAUCGAACGGCUCAGGUACAAUGAUUGUGGAAUCGUAUGUUGUGGAUGUACCCUCGGGGAACACGAAAGAAGAUACUUGUAUGUUUGUGGAUACAAUCAUGCGUUGCAACUUACAAUCGCUAGCUCAGAUCGCCGAGAACUUGAUCAAUAGCAAUCGAUCAUCUUCAUAGCCAUGAACUUAAAUUAAUAGCUUCAUCUCUUCAUCUCUUCUUCCUCUCUUGAUUUGCUUUUGGUGGUUUUUUACCCAAAUGUGGUUGCAAUCGACAUUGGUUGCGAUAAUAUGAUCGGGUGAUGGCUUUUGCUUCAAUUCCUGCAGUCUUCGCAGGUUUUGAUGCUUCGAAAUGAUUGCCAAAACAAAGGUGACGAUGCCAGUCGUUGCCAUCCUAUGAUCGUUGGU